Molecule: messenger RNA, 4160 nt
Organism: Dunckerocampus dactyliophorus (ringed pipefish)
Lineage: Eukaryota; Metazoa; Chordata; Actinopteri; Syngnathiformes; Syngnathidae
Product: WD repeat-containing protein 47-like
Exons: 16
Coding region: 175-2847 (890 amino acids)
Molecular function (GO): protein binding
Source: RefSeq, a predicted model, not a curated record
UUCGUCUGCGUGUUUCCGCAUAGCAACGCGACCUGUGCGCCACAAAAAAUAAUAAUAAAAUAAAGGCAAAAGGAGAAAGCACUGCUAGCAAGCCGGUCGGGACCGGAAUUUACGACACCUUGCUGCUCGUCACGCAACGUGGACGCUGUAAGCCGCCACUCGGAGCGUGUCGCCAUGACAGCAGAGGAGACCAUCAACGUCAAGGAGGCAGAGGUGGUCAAGCUGGUCCUCGACUUCCUCAGCUCCAGGAAGCUGCACAUCAGCAUGCUGGCCUUGGAAAAGGAGAGCGGUGUCAUCAACGGCCUCUACUCAGAUGACAUGCUUUUCCUCAGGCAACUCAUUCUGGAUGGCCAGUGGGAGGAGGUGAUGCAGUUUAUUCAGCCUUUAGAAGGACUGGACAAGUUUGACAAGAAAAGAUUCCGCUACAUCAUUCUGAAGCAGACGUUUCUUGAGGCUCUGUGUGUAAACAACGCCAUGUCUGCAGCGCAAGAUCCUCAAAAUUUGGAGCUGACCAUGCAGGAGGCCGUCAAGUGCCUCCACAACCUGGAGGAGUUCUGCCCAUCCAAGGAGGACUACAGCAAGCUUUGUCUCCUCCUCACUCUGCCUCGCCUCACCCACCAUGCCGAGUUCAAGGACUGGAACCCGAGUACAGCGCGCGUCCACUGCUUCGAGGAGGCCUGCGCAAUGGUAGCUGAGUUCAUUCCGGCCGACAGGAAGCUGAGCGAGGCUGGCUUCCGGGCGAGCGGGAACCGCCUCUUCCAGCUGCUUGUUAAAGGGAUCCUUUAUGAGUGCUGUGUUGAGUUCUGCCAGAGCAAAGCGACCGGGGAGGAGAUUACAGAAGGCGAGGUGUUGCUCGGCGUAGACUUGCUCUGUGGGAAUGGUUGCGAUGAACUGGAUCUGUCUCUGCUGUCCUGGCUGCAGAACCUUUCCCCUAGUGCCUUUACAUGCGCCUUUCAACAAAAGACCCUCAGCAUUCACGUGGACCGCCUGGUGAAGCCCAGCAAGGCGGGCCAUGCCGAACUCCUCACUCCGCUGAUCAACCGUCUCUCCCCCUGCCCGGCCUCACCUUUCCGCCAGCGGCCUCACUCGGCCGACACCUACAUGUCCAGAUCUUUGAACCCGGCUUUGGACGGGCUGUCCCACGGCCUGGCUGCCCAGGACAAGAGAGGCAUGGAGGCCAACAUGAAAUCUGCUCUCAGUCGAAGCCUGGUGGAGAACAAUGUUCACCAGCUGGAUGAUUCACCUGAGAGAAAGAACCCACGGGGACUGGAAGGCCCCAAGACCACACGCAGCCCUCUGACUCCUGGGAGGGAUGGUGGAACAGCGUGCUGCGCAGAGACAGCUGAGCGGCGUGACUCCACGGAGCACGUGCAGGAGUAUUAUAGGCAGCGUCUGCGUGUUCAGCAGCAUCUGGAGCAGAAGCAACAGCAGAGGCAGCUUUACCAGCAGAUGCUGCUUGAGGGGGGAGUGAAACCACACGAUGGAGCCCAAAACAACCUCACAGAGACUUUCCUCACCCGAUCCAUCCAGAAACUGGAGGAGAUGAACGUUGGCAUCGACCACCCUGGCGAUGAGGUGACACAGCUGGGCCAGCAGUGGAAUGGACUGGCAGAUGACACGAACACAUCCAGCACCACGGACCCGGAGGUGAUUCACAGGGCAAAGUCAGGCGGUGUAAACAACAGUGGCACAUUAGGGGAUGGUAGUCUGCAACACCCCGGUGUGCCUCCAGGUCUUGCGAGUGCUGAGAAGACUGGCGGGGCCAUGCAAGAUGAUGCCAGCAGCCACGUGACGCGCUGCACAGCACAGCAGACAGGAAGGUCCAAAACUCAAUUUGUCAAAGUGAACCAGCUUGAAGACACGCAGGCAGUACGAUCAGUAGCCUUCCAUCCCUCCGGAGCGCUUUACGCCGUUGGAUCCAACUCUAAAACUCUGCGAGUUUGUGCCUAUCCUGACACACAGAAGGCCAGCACUCCGGAUGCAGUCAAGCAGCCGGCGGUGCGCUUCAGGAGGAACAAACACCACAAAGGUUCUAUCUACUGUGUCGCCUGGAGCCACUGUGGGCAGCUGUUGGCCACCGGCUCCAACGACAAAUAUGUCAAAGUUCUGCCUUUCAACGCUGACAGCUGUAAUGCCACAGGUCCCGAUCUAGAGUUCAGCAUGCAUGACGGUACCAUCAGGGACUUGGCCUUCAUGGAGGGUCCCGAGAGUGGGGGGUCCAUCUUGAUAAGUGCUGGAGCUGGAGACUGUAACAUCUACACCACUGACUGCCAGAGAGGACAAGGCCUUCACGCCCUGAGUGGGCAUACUGGCCACAUCCUGACUCUGUACACAUGGGGAGGGUGGAUGAUCACGUCCGGAUCCCAGGACAAGACAGUCCGCUUCUGGGACCUGAGGGUGCCCAGCUGUGUGCGUGUGGUGGGCACAACCCUGCAUGGCUCAGGAAGUGCAGUGGCUACAGUGGCCGUAGAUCCCAGCGGCCGCCUCCUCGCCACCGGCCAGGAGGACAGCACCUGCAUGCUCUACGACAUCAGAGGAGGCCGCAUCGUUCAGACGUACCGCCCCCACGGCAGCGACAUUCGCUCGGUACGCUUCUCACCCGGAGCCCAUCAUCUCCUCACCGGUUCCUAUGACAACAAAAUCAUCAUCAGUGACCUGCAAGGUGACCUGACAAAGCCGCUCCCUCAGACGUUGGCAGGGGAGCACUGCGACAAGGUGAUCCAGUGUCGGUGGCAUCCCAAAGACAGGACCUUCCUCUCUUCCUCGGCCGACCGGACUGUCGUCCUGUGGGCUCCGGGCCCCGCGGAGGGUCUGAUUUCUCACGGCAAAAGCAGGAGUGAGCACUAAUCGAGCAUCGCGUUCAUCCCAGCGUCCACACGUCGAGCCGUUCGUGGUCGUUGCUCCAUGUUAAGUGUUCAGAUGUUAAAGAUCAUGUACACGUCAAUGUGCGUCUAAUGUCUCACUAUAUUGCGUGAACGAGGACAGACAGAUAAAAAAAACACAUUUCAAAAACAGCCAAAGCGCUAAUACAUUUAGUGCCACCAAUACAUUUGGGCCGCCACAGAUAAAUGAAUGUAUGGGAAAGACUGGAUGUUCUUGCAAAAAAUGCCACAAAAAGAAGAAAUCUGAAGAUAUUUUUUAAAAAGUAACAGUAUGAAAUGUUGCUGCCGUGAGAGGGACGCUUAAAAUUUACGUGGAAGGUGCGCUGGAUUGUAACGUGACUGUCGUGCGCCCUUCCCAAAUAGUCCGCUUUAUUUUCUUCAUUUUAAGCGAAUGACGCUUACCGUUUCUUUCACCCUAGAUCGCCGAGGGGUGUUUCAUUUCCUUUCUACUCGGGUUUUGUGGGCAGAAUGGGAGGAAAGGUAUCGCGAUGAUGCAUCGCUGACUGGAAAAAGGCAAAAAUGUGGUUUAAAAAUGUAUUUAAUUUGUCACAUAAUGUGCCUUUUUACACCAUUGGAAGAGAUUUGUGGAUUAUUGUCAAAUAAGCGAAUGAUGUAUUUAUUUAUGUUGCUUUAUCUAUGCUACCACUUGCCUUGACACGUGUACUUUCUUGUCGUAUGGUGCACGUUCCGUGGUCAUGUUAGCAUGGAAGGCAAUAGCAGGUGGUGUGAUCACGUUGCACUGGCAUGCGGAUGAACUGCACACAGAGACAAUGAACUCAUCGCACCAUUUUCUGCCAUUUUUGAGUAGGGAGCUGUAGGUGAAUAGAUGGAGGCGAGCACAUCACACUCCGAGUGACAGAAGAGCACAAGAUGACGUUGAUGUCUUUGAAACAAAGUUGACGACUCGGUCUUCUAGAACGAAACGCCGAAAAAUGCGUUCAAGACCCAACUGAAUCACGCACUUUAUAGGCAGAGGUUGUGCGACCGCGAGAACACGACUUGAUGCAGAAAGAGGCGGGUGUGGCUGAGAGGCGUGCCACAAUGAUCACGCCAUUACAGCGGACACCUCACCGAUGCAGGUGUUGAAUCACACCGUGUUGUUGUGCAGUGUUUGUUCCACGUGUCCCGUCAGCGUGUUGUUCCCUUUGUGAGUCACAGUCAUGACUAAGCUGACAUUCUACAUUUCAGUUGCUUGCAAUGAAACAAUGGAACCAAAUCUGGUGUUGGAAGAAAGAAAUGAAUGAAUAAAGUUGCACUUGCCAUCAAACGUUGGCUUUG